CCGCGUCUAGGAAAUGCGGGUUGGGGCAAGAUGGCGGCGCACCUGUCGUAUGGGCGAGUGAACCUGAACGUGCUGCGCGAGGCGGUGCGUCGGGAGCUGCGCGAGUUUCUGGACAAGUGCGCUGGGAGCAAGGCAAUAGUGUGGGAUGAAUACUUAACGGGACCAUUUGGACUGAUUGCACAGUACUCACUACUAAAGGAACAUGAAGUGGAAAAAAUGUUCACACUUAAAGGAAAUCGUUUGCCAGCAGCUGAUGUCAAGAAUAUCAUUUUUUUGGUCAGACCCAGGCUAGAAUUGAUGGAUAUAAUUGCUGAGAAUGUACUCAGCGAGGACAGGCGUGGUCCUACCAGGGAUUUCCAUAUUUUGUUUGUUCCUCGACGGAGCCUACUGUGUGAGCAGCGGCUGAAGGACCUGGGUGUUUUGGGAUCCUUUAUCCAUCGAGAGGAGUACAGUUUAGAUCUCAUUCCAUUUGAUGGGGACCUCUUAUCCAUGGAGUCAGAGGGCGCUUUCAAAGAGUGCUACCUGGAAGGCGACCAGACAAGCCUGUACCACGCAGCCAAGGGGCUGAUGACCCUGCAGGCGCUGUAUGGAACUAUCCCCCAGAUCUUUGGAAAAGGGGAGUGUGCUCGGCAAGUGGCCAACAUGAUGGUCAGGAUGAAGAGGGAGUUCCCGGGAAGCCAAAACUCAGUGUUCCCCGUGUUUGAUAACCUCCUGCUGCUUGAUCGCAAUGUGGAUCUGCUGACGCCGCUCGCCUCCCAGCUCACGUACGAGGGCCUCAUCGAUGAGAUUUAUGGCAUUCAGAACAGUUAUGUGAAGUUACCUCCAGAGAAAUUUGCACCCAAGAAGCAGGGCGGCGGCGGUGGGAAGGACCUUCCCACGGAGGCAAAGAAGCUUCAGCUCAACUCUGCAGAGGAACUGUAUGCUGAGAUCCGAGACAAGAACUUCAACGCCGUGGGCUCCGUGCUCAGCAAGAAGGCGAAGAUCAUCUCCGCAGCCUUUGAGGAGCGACACAACGCUAAGACAGUCGGGGAGAUCAAGCAGUUCGUGUCCCAGCUACCCCACAUGCAGGCAGCCAGGGGAUCGCUUGCCAACCACACCUCGAUUGCAGAGUUGAUCAAAGACGUCACCACUUCUGAAGAUUUCUUUGAUAAGCUGACAGUGGAGCAGGAGUUCAUGUCCGGGCUAGACACUGAUAAGGUCAACAAUUACAUCGAGGACUGUAUUGCCCAAAAGCAUCCGCUCAUCAAGGUGCUGAGGUUGGUUUGCCUGCAGUCCGUGUGCAACAGUGGGCUUAAGCAGAAGGUGCUGGACUACUACAAACGGGAGAUUCUCCAGACCUACGGCUAUGAGCACAUCCUGACGUUGAACAACCUGGAGAAGGCCGGCCUGCUGAAGGCUCAGACAGGGGGCAGGAACAAUUACCCAACAAUUCGGAAAACAUUGCGCCUCUGGAUGGACGAUGUCAAUGAACAGAACCCCACAGACAUAUCCUACGUGUACAGUGGUUAUGCUCCACUCAGCGUGCGACUCGCUCAGCUCCUUUCCCGGCCGGGCUGGCGGAGCAUCGAGGAGGUUCUCCGCAUUCUCCCAGGGCCCCACUUUGAAGAAAGGCAGCCACUGCCCACCGGGCUGCAGAAGAAGCGCCAGCCAGGAGAAAACCGAGUCACACUGGUAUUUUUCCUCGGGGGUGUCACCUUUGCUGAAAUAGCCGCCCUGCGCUUUCUCUCCCAGCUGGAAGAUGGAGGCACGGAGUAUGUCAUUGCAACCACUAAACUGAUGAAUGGAAACAGCUGGAUAGAGUCUCUCAUGGAAAAGCUUUUCUAGGGAUCAGAGGAGACGUGACAGUGACCACACAAUGAGCGGCCUCUGUGGACGUGUUGCCUAAAGGACGUAAAGCCCGGAGCAGGAGGAUGGAAGCUCUGGGCUCAUGUUCCUUCCCGCUCCUCUCUGUGCUCUGAAUCCUGAAGAAGGGAAGAUCAACCUGGAUAAAGAGACAAUGUGCUGAGCAUGGUGGCUUAUACCUAUAAUCCCUCCAUUUAAGAGACAGAGGCAGGAGGAUGGCUCCAAGCUUGAGGAUAACCUGGGCUACAUAGUAAGUUCCAGGCAAAAGCCCUCCCUUCCAAAAAUAAAGGAGAUCCUGUUUCGGAAUUUUAAAGCUUAAAGUCUUCAUUAGUUUCUGGAAAUGGUUAAGACUGUGGGGAUGAUAGCCCCAGCAGCCACAUGACUGCACAGGCAUUAAAAGCAGAGCUGAGGGGAUAAAUACGAAAAUAGAAGCGGAAUUCUGACCACUGAUCCACGGUGGCAUAUUCUAGAAGACAUCCCAUGCCCAGGAGAGUGGUUUUUGUUGAAUACAAAGCCUGCCUUGUCCAGUGUGUACUCUUUGCUGCAGACAUCUGUGUCUCCAGUCUCGGCUGAUGUGAUUCCUAAGGCAAGCUUCGUUUCCUUCUGAAAAACUGAGAAGCUUGAAGGGGCUUCUCAUCAUUUUGAAAUGACGUUCCUGCUGUCUGCGUUAGCUGCAUUUGUGCAGUUCUCUGCCCAGGAGGGGCUGAUAAAGAGUGAGCUGAGUACCAGGCAGCCUCUGCCAGCUAACUGUCCGAAGGCACUUCUAAGUGUGCAUGUUGUUACUUCCGAGACUCGCCAGUGUAGGCGCCCCUGCCGGGACCUCUGUUUUCCUCCAUGUCCUCCGUGAGCAGGUCUUCUGUUCCUUCAGUAUCAUGCAGCUCUGUCUCUGUGGUAACUGCCGCAGGCACCUCUCUAGGCCUCUGGCUGUACUCAACUCCACACAUCCCUUUUGCCUGAAAAUACACAGCUGGGCAGUCCCUAGCCUGGUGACCAAGUGCACUGCGGUCAGUGUCAGUCACACAUGGAGAAGUCCCGCCAGUGCUGCAGGGGGUGAAGCACAGCUGGGAGCAGGAGCAGGCAUGUUGGUGACAGUGCCCGCCUCCUGCUCAUCUCAGCAUUGAAGGAGUUAAGAGCGCCAAGUGGGAGACCACGUCGAUGGCUUCACCCAAGUCUCCAGAAAAGCUAGCCUAUCUCAGCCAGUCCUAGUCCUAGCCCAGGUGCAAUUCCUAUGGUUAAUAGUUUUCUACUCGCCUUUUUCAUGUAGAAUCAGGAACAAUACACUGCUCAUUAUAAGUGACCAGAAUUGUGUAUUUAAAAGGAAGACCCAGGAAUAAAGGAUGGCAAAGAUGA
This is a messenger RNA of Grammomys surdaster, 3192 nucleotides long. It is a transcript of the gene Vps33a, whose product is annotated as VPS33A core subunit of CORVET and HOPS complexes. Lineage: Eukaryota; Metazoa; Chordata; Mammalia; Rodentia; Muridae. The coding region runs from base 31 to 1824 and encodes 597 amino acids. Gene Ontology annotation, biological process: vesicle-mediated transport; intracellular protein transport. The record is from RefSeq and is a predicted model, not a curated record. The transcript has 13 exons. Gene Ontology annotation, cellular component: lysosome; CORVET complex.